Molecule: messenger RNA, 1374 nt
Organism: Stereum hirsutum FP-91666 SS1
Lineage: Eukaryota; Fungi; Basidiomycota; Agaricomycetes; Russulales; Stereaceae
Product: HAD-like protein
Exons: 3
Coding region: 1-1374 (457 amino acids)
Source: RefSeq, a predicted model, not a curated record
AUGUCCUCUGUUCCUACCUUUGAUACCCUCAUCUUCGACCUCGGUGAUGUCCUAUUCACUUGGGCUCCGGACCCUCUUUCACCUGUUACCCCAACUAUGAUGUACCGCAUCCUCAGGACUACGACCUGGUUUAACUAUGAACGAGGGGACCUAUCUCAGAUAGCAUGCUACGAGCAAGCAGCCCGGCAGAUGGGGGUCACCGUUCAAGACAUUGCCUCCGCAUUUCGAGCCGCUCAGCAGACCCUCACAUUCCGCACCUCCAUCGUCGACAUCAUCCGGGAGCUUAGACCAGGUCGAAAGAUCUACGCCAUGUCUAACAUGUCUGCACCCGACUGGCAGAUCGUUCAAGCCCGUUUUUCAGACUGGGACAUCUUCGAUGGCGUCUUCGUCUCCGCGGAGGUGGGAACCCGCAAACCAGACUUCGGUUUCUAUCGCCAUAUACUCGAGCAGACGGGAGCAGAUGCAUCACGUACCAUCUUCAUCGACGACUUAGUUGACAACGUCCUCGUCGCCCGCUCUUUCGGAAUGACUGGAAUUGUUUAUCAAGAUGUCAGCAACCUUGAGCAACUACUCCGAUGUCUCUGCUUCGACCCGGUCGAGCGCGCACAGGCGUUCAUGCGGGCUAACGCGAAACAGCACGUAUCAUACACAUCCGACAACCAAACCAUCGAAGAAAACUUCACUCAGCUACUGAUUCUCGAGGCCACUGGCGAUUCGUCACUGGUUGACUAUGUCGAGUACGAUGGACUCUUCAACUUCUUCCGUGGAGCUGGCCAGCUCACCACGAAAGACUACCCCUACGAUUCCGACACUAGCGCCAUUGGUGUUAUGGUGGCUCCCCACCUAUCGCUUUCUUCAAAGCACCGAAUCCUAGACGAUAUUCUUCACCUUCGCAAUGCAGACGGCAUCGUUCAAGUAUACUUCGAUCCCAGCCGCCCUCGGGUCGACCCCGUCAUCUGCGUUAACGUCCUCGCGGCGUUCUAUAGCAAUGGUCGAGGGAAUGAGCUGAAGGAGACGUUUGAAUGGGUUUUACAAGUCCUGAAGCAUCGUGCGCUUCUCAAUGUUGUCUCCCCCAAAACUCGUGGUCGUAUUACUCCUCUAUUUGCGGAACGCUGUCGCGAGCGCCUUGGAGCCAGCGGCGACGCUCUCGCCCUGGCCAUUCGCGUCAUAUGCUGCAACCAAGUCGGGAUUGACCCAUCAACAGAUCGUUCGACACUUUGCAAGAUGCAGGAUGUGGACGGUGGAUGGAAGGACGGCUGGUUUUACCGUUAUCCUACUACUGGGAUGCUCAUAGGGAAUCGUGGUUGUACAACUGCGUUGGCUAUUAACGCGAUCAAGGGCGCGAGAACACCCACUGAUUCGACGCGACACUAA